AAUGAAUUUAUACGCUACUUGUCUGAAUUUGGUUCAACCGAGCCUACACAGGAGGAAUCAAAUAAAAUUUGGAUCGAAAAAGUGGCAGGAGGAAAAAAAAGGGGGAAAACCUAUAGGUUUGGUUCUCGAAAUGAGUUACGACGUCUUCGUGCUGGAUGGGCUGGUAUUGGUUCCUCACGCCAGGUUAAGGCGAUUGACGGUGUUCAUUUCACUGCUAUGUCGCAGCAGAUUAUAGAUCUUUCACUGUCCUUCGCACAGUCCGUUGCUCAAAAUGGUCAUGAGCAAGACUGUCGAGGAACUCAAGAAACAAGUUGUUAGCAUGAGUCACCGUCGUCACCAUUUUCCAUCUCCCGAUUCAAGUAGCAAAGAAGAAACAGAAAGUGAUGAGUUUGUUGACCCUACUCCUUAGUGUUAGUUGGAUUUGCUUCUAGACUUUUUUUAGACAUUAAUGUUGAACUUAACUAAUAACUUUUGAAUUAAGAAGCUUAAAGACUUAAGUGUUUUGAAUGUUUUUGAAUUACCUGUUAAGUGUUUUUGAAUAUUGAA
Capsicum annuum is the source of this 546-nucleotide messenger RNA. RefSeq lists its product as uncharacterized. The record is from RefSeq and is a predicted model, not a curated record. Lineage: Eukaryota; Viridiplantae; Streptophyta; Magnoliopsida; Solanales; Solanaceae.